AUGGUGCUGGACCUGAGCACCGCGUCCAGCAUUCAGUCCAGCGGGUCAGUCCAUUCAUCACGCCAGUCGGACGAGGGCAGUGACGAGGGCAUCCUAUUGGACGACCUGGAGGAGGAUGGGGAGGAGGGAGGGGUCAGUGACGGGGAGGACUGCUCCCAGCAUACCCCGGGGCAGGUAGGGACCGGGGGGCGGCGGGACCAGGCCGGCGUGGGAGGAGACGGAGGAAGAUCGGAAGAAGGUCUGACUGGCGCCGACCCCUCCUCCUCGCCGACCCUCCUGUCUUCCACGGGUGGCAGUGGUGGGAUCCUGUGCAGCAUCUGCCACAAAAUGUACAGCAACAAAGGGACCCUGCGCGUACACUACAAGACUGUGCACCUGCGCGAGAUGCACAAGUGCAAAGUGGCUGGCUGCAACAUGAUGUUCUCCUCGGUGCGCAGCCGCAACCGCCACUCCCAGAACCCCAACCUCCACAAAAACAACGUGCCCUUCACCACCAUGGUAGACUAG
Molecule: messenger RNA, 507 nt
Organism: Coregonus sp. 'balchen'
Lineage: Eukaryota; Metazoa; Chordata; Actinopteri; Salmoniformes; Salmonidae
Source: the annotation of a GenBank genome assembly